Molecule: messenger RNA, 2019 nt
Organism: Lathyrus sativus (Indian pea)
Lineage: Eukaryota; Viridiplantae; Streptophyta; Magnoliopsida; Fabales; Fabaceae
Source: the annotation of a GenBank genome assembly
AUGGAAAUAUUCAAAUUCUUUCACUUCAUUAAUCUUCUCAUUCUCCUCUCUAUUUUCCUCUCAUCCUCAUCAUUACCAAUUGAUCCUUAUUCACAAGCACUCUUGAGUCUAAAAUCUGAGCUUAUAGAUGACAACAACAACUUAGAUGAUUGGGUGGUGCCCUCAGGAAUCAACUUAACUGAAAACGGAAGUUCCUAUGCUUGUUCUUGGUCUGGUAUCAAGUGUAACAAAGACUCACUUGUAACUUCCAUAGACCUUUCCAUGAAGAAACUAAGAGGUACUCUAUCAGGUAAAGGAUUCAGUGUUUUCACAAAUGUUAUUGCUUUCAACCUAAGCUAUAAUUUCUUCUCUGGAAAUCUUCCACCAGAAAUUUUUAACCUCACAAGCUUGAAAAGCUUGGACAUAAGCAAAAACAAUUUUUCAGGUCAAUUCCCAAAAGGAGUUUCAAAGCUAAAAAACUUGCUUAUAUUUGAUGCACUUAGCAACAGCUUUUCAGGUCAAUUACCUGCAGAAUUUUCAGAACUGGAAUAUCUUAGGAUUCUUAACCUAGCUGGAAGUUACUUUAGAGGAACAAUUCCAUCUGAAUAUGGUUCUUUCAAAAGCCUUGAGUUUCUUCAUCUAGCUGGAAAUUCGCUAUCCGGAAAUAUACCUCCAAAGCUUGGUAACCUUCAAACACUGACUCACAUGGAAAUUGGCUACAAUUUCUACCAGGGUUUCAUUCCACCGCAAAUAGGUAAUUUGAGCAAGCUUCAAUAUCUUGACAUAGCAGGUGCUAAUCUAUCUGGUUCUAUUCCAAAGGAACUUUCAAACCUCACAAGUUUGCAAUCACUUUUUCUUUUCAAAAACCAGCUCACCGGAUUAAUACCGAGUGAGCUCAGCGAAAUUAAACCUCUCAAAGAUUUAGAUCUCUCGGAUAACUUCCUUUCAGGGUCUAUUCCAGAAAGCUUUUCAGAGCUGAAGAACCUCAGACUUCUUAGUCUCAUGUACAAUGACAUGAGUGGGACUGUUCCAGAAGGCAUUGCAGAACUCACAUUCUUGGAAACACUUCUUAUUUGGAAGAACAACUUCUCCGGAUUCCUCCCAAAGAGUUUAGGAAAAAACUCCAAACUCAAAUGGGUGGAUGUCUCCACAAACAAUUUCGAUGGCAGCAUACCACAAGACAUUUGUCUCGGUAGAGUACUCUACAAGCUAAUUCUGUUUUCAAACAAAUUCACCGGAAGUCUCUUCUCGAUCUCGAAUUGUUCUUCCCUGGUUCGACUUCGCCUAGAAGAUAAUUCAUUCUCAGGUGAGAUCCCUUUAAAAUUCAGCCAUCUUCAUGAUAUCACAUACGUCGAUCUGUCAUCGAACAAUUUUGUUGGCGGGAUUCCCUCAGAUAUUUCUCAUGCUACUCAAUUGGAGUAUUUCAAUGUCUCUUAUAAUAAGCAAUUAAGAGGCAUCAUCCCUACACAAAUAUGGACUUUACCACACCUUCAAAAUUUCUCAGCAUCUUCUUGUGGCAUUUUAGGAAGUCUUCCUUCAUUUGAGUCCUGCAAAACAAUUUCAGUAAUCGAUCUUGGUAGAAACAACUUAUCCGGAACAAUCUCGAAGAGUGUUUCCAAGUGUCAAGCUCUUAUAACAAUCAAAUUAUCUUACAAUAAUUUGACAGGCCAAAUACCUGAAGAGCUUGUCAAUUUACCUGUUCUCGAAAUUGUAGAUUUAUCUAUCAAUAAGUUCAUUGGCAUCAUACCUGCAAAGUUUGGUAGUUCAUCAACUUUACAACUUCUCAACGUGUCUUUCAACGAUAUCUCGGGUUCAAUACCAAAAGGAAAGACAUUCAAGUUAAUGGAUAGCAGUGCUUUUGUUGGAAAUCGAGAGCUAUGUGGAGUACCGUUAAGACCGUGUUUUGAGUCUCUGGGAAUAUUAGGCAGCAUAGGGACUUGGAAGCUUGCACAAAUUGUGUUACUUUUUGUAGGAUUGUUAAUAAUCCUUGUGGUGCUGGCUUUUGGAAUACUUCAUUUCAGAAAGGGAUUCAAGAGUUAA